This is a messenger RNA of Lathyrus sativus (Indian pea), 363 nucleotides long. NCBI's taxonomy places the organism in Eukaryota, Viridiplantae, Streptophyta, Magnoliopsida, Fabales, Fabaceae. The record is from the annotation of a GenBank genome assembly.
AUGGAACCAAGCAAAGACUCGCAAGAAAGUUCGAAAUACGUUGUAGGAUCAACUCCGCUGCCUAAGUCAAGAGAGGAUAAUUUAAAAAGCUCAGUGAAUCAGGAUAUUGGACUUGAAAUGAAAAGGAUUAUUUAUACUCGAAAAGUGGAACAAGCAGAUAUGUCACCAAGUUGUGAGGAACAGAUAAAUGCCUCAUUAAGAACGGAGUGUUUCUCUCUUCCAGCGACCCCUAUUUUCAGAGCCUUGGCUGAAGAAAUUCCCAGCCCUAAAUUUUCAGAAAGUGAAAUGUCCUUCUUAAGGAAAACACUAGGAGUGGAGUCUCCAUCUAUCAAUGCAACCGUGCAUGAGAGCCCUCCAUUAUGA